Branchiostoma floridae (Florida lancelet) is the source of this 1993-nucleotide messenger RNA. Its product is annotated as zinc finger protein 883-like. The coding region runs from base 11 to 1501 and encodes 496 amino acids. The record is from RefSeq and is a predicted model, not a curated record. Lineage: Eukaryota; Metazoa; Chordata; Leptocardii; Amphioxiformes; Branchiostomatidae. The transcript is spliced from 4 exons. Gene Ontology annotation, biological process: regulation of transcription by RNA polymerase II. Gene Ontology annotation, molecular function: DNA-binding transcription factor activity; RNA polymerase II cis-regulatory region sequence-specific DNA binding.
AUCAAGGAGGAUGGCAGCAACAAGCGAUAUGGAGAUUUUGAAUGAUGUCCGGAGAAAGGAAAGAGAGGAUUUUUCUGUGGAACCUAGCACUAGCAGCGAGAAGAAACUCCAUAGGUGUGAGGAGUGCAGCAGGCAGUUCAGUCGGCUGAGUGAUCUAAAGAGACACAUGCGGACUCACACAGGCGAAAAGCGCUACACGUGUGACGAGUGCAGCAGGCAGUUUGGAGUGUCCCAUGCUCUGAAAAUUCACUUGCGUACUCACACGGGUGAGAAGCCCUACAGGUGUGUGGAGUGUGGUAAGCGGUGUAGUCUCCUGGGUAAUCUGAAGAAGCACAUGCGGACUCACACUGGGGAGAAACCCUUUAGAUGUGAGGAGUGCAGCAGGCAGUUCAGUCAGCUGGGUCAUCUGAAGACCCACAUGCGGACCCACACAGGGGAAAAGCCCUACAAGUGCGAAGAGUGCAACAAGCAGUUCAGUCAGCUGGGUCAUUUAAAGGGCCAUAUGCGGACUCACACAGGUGAAAAACCCUACAAGUGUGAGGAGUGCAGCAAGCAGUUUAGUCGGCUGGGUUAUCUAAAGGACCAUAUGCGGACUCACACAGAUGAGAAACCCUACAGGUGUGAGGAGUGCUGGAAGCAGUUUAGUCGGCUGGGUCAUCUGAAGGGCCAUAUGCGGCACAUGAGAAAUAUAGGGUACCCACAUUCACUCAUCAACCCAACCAAGAGAACGCAGGAUGUCGAGAUCUUGGAAAUGAUCAACAUGGCGACUAGACAUUUGACACAAGGGGAGGGAAAGGAUGGACAGGAUUCUCCCCGUACCCACAAGUGCAGCCAAUGUGACAAGGAGUUUCGCUUUAAAAGUGUCCUAAAUCGACACCUGCAAACUCACAAUGGCGAGCGCCCAUACCAGUGUGGUGAAUGUGGCAGAAGGUUUAAUCAACUAGGAAACCUUUCGAAGCACAUCCGGAUUCACACAGAGGAGAGACCAUACAGUUGUGAGGAAUGCGGUCGGCAGUUCCGUCAGCUGGACAAUCUAACGCUACACAUGAGGACUCACACUGGUGAGAAACCGUACAAGUGUGAACACUGCAACAAAAGCUUCAGUCAGUCAUCUAAUCUGAAGACUCACAUGCGGACUCACACAGGGGAAAAACCUUACAAGUGCGAGACGUGCUGUAAACGGUUCAAUGAGCGAGGUUCCCUGAAAAAACACAUGAGAACUCACACCGGUGAGAAACCGUAUAGUUGCGGUGAGUGCUGCAAGAAGUUUCGUGUGCUGGGUCAACUGAAGCGUCACAUGCAAACUCACACCGAACAGAAACCGUACAGAUGUGAAAAAUGCAACAAAAGCUUUCGUUAUUUUACUCAUCUGAAGGUACACAUGCAGACUCACACUGGUGGAGACCUAUCAUUACCGUCAAUGUCUGAUGGUCCAACAUACACAUGGAAAGUCGGACGGCAACAAAUGCCACAUUCCUUCGGCAUGAUAGUUAAGACCUAGACAAUCGUCAUACGGUUAAACGUUCAAAACGUACCUACAAUCCACAUGUGUUUAUAUGGGUAUCGUGUGUACGCUAUAGACAUCAUGUCUACCCAUGAAUCCACUGUAAAACCAAGAAUAACGGGAACCGGAUUACGAUAUAGCAAACAUUUAUGUCGCUUAUUUAAUGGUCCCGUUGUAGACUAGAACUUGCGUUUUCGUUAAUUAAACUACGAUUGAUUGUUUGCACACUAGUGGCAGACACCGUUAAAGGCAUCGUCCGCUUGAUGUAAAGGCGUCGUGGUUUAUAGCUUUCUACCACGUCACUAAUCAUUGUAAAUGCAUAGAUAUACUGUAGAUCCUAAACGUUUGGAAUUAGCAAUGGAAACAUGUUAGUUGUAUAUGUUGUUAGCCAUAAUAACGUUAUAUGUUUGUCUUCAGAAACUGCUGCAAGCUCCUAGAGAUUUUUAUACUUUGGGCAUUUCAGUUUCUUCAAUAAACUAAGACACGUUA